CAAUGACCUCCUCGUGAAUAAGACAGAGUUUCCGCCUCCUACCGCGCCUCUGGUGACGCCGCAAGUCGUUUUUGAAGGGCUAGAGUGGCUCUUUCACUGUCAAGAGUUGUUCUCCAACAAUCUGAUGGACCGUAUAGAACUCGUCCAUAUCGUUUCGACGCAAGGAAAAAAUGCUUAUCUUGUGCUUCCUGAAGUCUCGGAGUACAAAACCAGCAUGUCCUUGGACACAGCAAAGUAUGACCAGGACCGAGAGGUCUUCAAGGACGAACGACGUGCAGUACUCGGUGAGGACUUGUACAAUCUGUUGUUCAAAGCGAAUUUGCCUGACAGCAGAUACAGGUUCUGGGGCUUCGGUGGCGCAGGAGACAAUCGCGUGUGGGACGUUCGGGAAUGGGAUGAUUUUUUCGACCCCAAAGCGCUUGAUGAAUACCUGCGCGCGCGUGGAAGCGGGGGUGUGGUCGUACGCGAAGGCUUUACGCUGCGAGAAGAAGAAGCUGGCAAACUGCACAGAAGAAAUCGUCUGUCAGCUUCCACGAGCAAGAAGUUUCGAACCCUCAGGGACCAUUAUGCUCUGCUUGGUCCUACGAGGCAAGAUCAAAAGAACGAGGACAAAAAUGUUGCUGAUCACGUAGCAGAGGGAACCAACCAUCUAAAUGCCGAAAUAGCUGAUGCAGCAAACGCUCCGCAUUCCGCUGCGUCAGGGAGCGAUGAUAAAACUGAGCAACAAGACCAAGUUGUUCGCGAGAUGGACGUAUUGCUUAUGAGCGAAGCUCUCUCCGUGUUUGCAACACGCUUUGUGUUUGACGGGGAUGUGAGCGGGCGAUUCGUCAUUCUGCCAUGCGAGGACAGCACACUGCCUGUGAAGGUGCAAUUUUUUCGGUCGCAAUACUACUUCCACCGCGGCACGCGCUGCAUUGCUCGCCGGGAUCAGGGCUCCUGGCUUGACUUCCCGAAAAUGCGUCGUGUCCUUUAAGACUUGUAGAUAGAAUUUCCAUGUGCAAGCCUCCACGAGCAUUUUGGAGCAUAAAUCUUUCUUCUAGUAAAACAAUCCAUCUUGACAUUCUAGUGCAACCGUGGUACUGUCCCGAAUCGGGACAAGCCCUUAUUCGGUUUGCAGGGGAAAGUAGUCAACAAGUCAUGCGUCACCUUUCUGUUUUUACGCGACCAGUAUAGCAAACAAAGGAAGAUGAAAGGCCUUGUGCUAGUACCGCUAAGCAUCACAGGAAGAAGUUGAUUUCGUGUAUAGGGAAGAGAUGGCUCAUCGCCGUCGGUGGAAACAGUGGAAUGAUGCGUUGCAGUCCGUGGGUCACUGGGAACGCGACGUGGUCGAUCAGAUUCGGGCAGAAAACGAACCGGGGAACAGGCAUGACGACUCCAUUAUGUUGGCAAACAGUAAGUUAUAAUUUCUUGACAUCUAGAAACUGAAGAUCAAGAUCUAGGAGUUGUAUCUUUUCUGGCCAAAAAUAUUAUGCAGCAAGACCUUGAUGAAGAUGUGACCAGAAAACCGGUUCUAACAUGAAAAUUAAAAGUAGGAGUUCAGACGAGAAGAAGAAGUCUGCGUUUCCGCCAGUGAAUGAGAUACUGAAAUUUGGACGAUCGGUUGAACACUCUCGAUAUGUGUUCCGCGACGCGAGUACAAGAACGUACAUGCGGGGCCAGCCAGUGCUGCGAGUAGGUUUCAACUUGCUGCUCGGGGAGGCACUGGAGGGGGACAAGAUGCACCUAGGAAAGUACCAAAACUGGGGUGCAAACACCAUUGCCGCGAACAGCGUAUGGUCAGGGAUUGUUUUCACGCAACAAAUUCAGCUACUUGGAGACGCCGUUAUUGCUGCAAUCAAAGCGCGGUUUGCGAGAGCGAACAAAUCUGCUCGUUCUUCGAGGACUACCACUAGCUCUUCCUACGAGGUUGACAGUCAAAAGAACAGUAAACUGUGGGUUGUACACUGGCGAAGGGGUGACGGCGAAGUCGGGCCAACAGACGUGCGGGCACAGCAAUUUCGUCAAGCACCGGAAGACAAUCUAGCGAAUCUUGUGAAAAAAACCGUCGUCGCAGAAUUUUUUCGCGAGAGUCUUGUCACGCCUGGCGUAUACUUCGCGGACGGUGCUCUUAGCAACAAGGAAACGAAAGCAAGUAGUAGUAGUAGUGCUUCGUCCGCGAUGAGCGAAGAUCUCCAAUAUGAAGAUUCGCACUACCACGGCAUGUCCUCCGGAGACAUGAAUCAUAAGAACCUGAACGGAAGCGACACCGAGAGAAACGAUGGGAACAGCAUAGCCGUAGUACGGAUCCUGCGGCCGUCUGCCUUCUCUAGGAAAAGGGAUAGUAUUCGAUACCGAGAUUUCGCUCCGCACUUCUUCGUAAUGACGAACGAGAUAAACUCCACAGUCCUCGACGUCGUACGCGAGGGAUUCUCAGAGCAUUUCCCAGUCUCAACGGUACAAUUUCUUGGUGAUUUUUUAUCAGAAGACGAUCGAGACCAGGCGGAGCCCUUAUCAGCGCGUCUCAAGAUGUUUCUUAAGCGAGGGGGCAUCUUUGCGCUCUUGCUGGAGCUAUACAUCGCCUGCCGUGCCGACGUCUUCUUUUACGAGACACUCUUCUUUCUUGAAUGUAGUACAACACAUAACGAAAAAUGGGCACUUGUUUGUCGAUAGUAGACGUAGAGGUCUGCUGCAUGAUAAAUUAGCAAAUCCAAAACCAAAGCUCUACUGUAGUCCUGUUUGGCAUUUGCUAUAAAUGUGUUCCCACCUCCUUUUCUAAUAAAUGGGAUACCACACGGCGCUUUUCGAAGGUGCGGCGUCGAUGCCUACAAUGCUUGCGAACCAGUUGCGCCUGCACCAAUGUGCACGCCCUCCGGCGUUGGGCCUUUUUCACCCGGUCAAAGAAUACUUGAAACGGUAUUCGGGAUGAUGGUGUGAUUCGAAACUACAUUAUUUGGUUGGAUCGAUCGGCGUUUGUUUGAGCUGGUAAUUAGGUGUGAUCGCUUGGUACUUCAAUCGCCUCAAUACUGGAGACGCAACAUGUACUAGAAGACGGAAGAAUGGCCCUACAACAACAUCACCGGUAGAAUUCUUCAACCGUUACAGACUGCCCUUCAAAAUCGUGGAACCUGUAGGAUUCACAGCAUGAUCGAUCCCACAUAUUUGGUUCUUUUUUGAGUUUUAAGCAUUGGCUUGACGAAGAUUGAAUAGAUUAGACAACAACUACUCAAUGUUCAAGUUCUUGCCAGAGCUUUCGAAAUUUGAAACGUGUAAAGUUUUGAUGUUGCAAUAAUUUUUUUAAGCUUCAAAUUAUAAUUUCGUGAUGGAAACACUUACAACUUUGGAGCUGGCACGAUGUGAGGGCUUCACACUCAAAAUGUUGAGAUGGUAAAGCUUUACCAAAAUUAGAAGGUUUGAAAGUCAAAUUCCAAAAAAAUUUGAUUAUACUCCAAAUUCGAUCAAUUUAUAUCCAAUAGACCCUUUUCACACCCAAAAUUUUCAUUCUGAAAUUUCAAAGUCCAAUUGCAAAAUUUUUGAUUUUAUUGCAAAUUAAAUCAAUUAAAAUCCAGUAGAGCUCAAAAACAGGCAAAAUCGACAAGCAGGGGAGUUUCAAGAAGAGAAGUGGUUGUUUCUAUCUAUAUCGAUAAAGAUAGAUGGAUGUGUGAUGGUAGUUGUAUUCUGGUUGACGACUCGAAGGGUGAAUUAUUGCAGCGAGUUACUAUUUUAUGUUGCAGGCAAGUAUGUUGAAACAACUAGAGCGACAAGCUUGCUAUUCAUGAGAAAAUUUCAAUUUUCUAUAGUACGACAUUACCGAUUGUGCACCGACGAGCUUGUAGAAAAUCUACUGACAGAAGUGGUUACCUCCAUUGAUUUCAAGCAAAGGACAUUUGAUCAAUUUUCUAGUGGGCGAUAUUGACAGUGACAAUUAGAAAUCACAUCACAGAACAAGUGCGGGAAAACUGAAUAUUGAAGUGGGAAAAAGGUGGAUCCCGGGCGUUCCACGUAAAAUAAACAAAAGGGACUAUUGGUACACUCAAUUAGUCGUGCCUGACUUGUUAUGAUGUUGAAA
Messenger RNA from Amoebophrya sp. A25, 4045 nucleotides. Lineage: Eukaryota; Dinophyceae; Syndiniales; Amoebophryaceae. The record is from the annotation of a GenBank genome assembly.